Messenger RNA from Capronia epimyces CBS 606.96, 222 nucleotides. RefSeq lists its product as uncharacterized. The transcript has 2 exons. Bases 1 to 222 code for a protein of 73 amino acids. The record is from RefSeq and is a predicted model, not a curated record. NCBI's taxonomy places the organism in Eukaryota, Fungi, Ascomycota, Eurotiomycetes, Chaetothyriales, Herpotrichiellaceae.
AUGGCUACCAAAACCCACAAGACCUGGCAGGAGGAACUUGCCGUGACAAUCCAGGGGCAGAAUCUUGCAGCCAGGUAUUGGUACGAUGGCCAGUAUUUGCACAAUGCCAAAGAAGAUGUUGCCGAGGUCGCAUGCACCAAACUCCGCAACCCUUCGAUCACUGGUCAACAAACCACAUACCGUGCCGGACCAAGCUAUGCUCAGGGUGGUUGGCCGCGUUAG